Molecule: messenger RNA, 1240 nt
Organism: Cornus florida
Lineage: Eukaryota; Viridiplantae; Streptophyta; Magnoliopsida; Cornales; Cornaceae
Exons: 5
Cellular component (GO): chloroplast envelope; chloroplast thylakoid membrane
Source: RefSeq, a predicted model, not a curated record
AUGUACAGGUUAAAAUCAGCAGCAUUUCAAGAGAGAUUUAAGGUUGAAGUGGAAGUUGAUGUGGAGGGGCAAGUUGAGGUUGAAGUUGCUGAGGGGUGUACAAUUACCCAAUUUUGUGAUAAGAUUAUUGAUGUGUUCAUGAAUGAGAAACCCAAAUCAAAAGAGUGGAGGAAGUACUUGGUGUUCAGGGAGGAGUGGAAGAAAUAAAGGAAUAGCUUCUAUAAUUGCUGCCAAACCAGGGCUGAGGCUGAAAAUGAUUCUGAAAUGAAGCAGAAAUUACUUGCACUAGCAAGAAAAGUGAAGAAGAUUGAUGAUGAAAUGGAAACAUAUACUGAACUUCUUAAGGAGUUACAAGAUAGCCCCAUGGAUGUAAAUGCAAUUGUUGCAAGGCGGCGCAAAGACUUCGCGGGCGAAUUUUUCCGUCAUCUAACGUUGCUUUCAGAAACCUAUGACAGCUUGGAGGACCGUGAUGCGGUGGCAAGGCUUGGGGCUAGAUGCUUGUCUGCAUCUUCUGCCUAUGAUAAUACACUGGAGAUAGUGGAUACACUAGAUGUUGCCCAAGCCAAAUUUGGUGACAUCCUAAACUCUCCUUCAGUGGAUGUGGCAUGUGAAAAGAUUAAGAAUCUUGUUAAGGCAAAGGAACUUGACUCUUCUUUGAUCUUAUUAAUAAACAGUGCUUGGGCUGCGGCAAAGGAGUCGACAACCAUGAAGAAUGAGGUGAAGGACAUUAUGUAUCAUUUAUACAAAGCCACAAAGAGUAGUCUAAGGAGCAUAGCACCAAAAGAAAUAAAGCUACUUAAGUAUUUGCUGAACAUCACAGACCCCGAAGAGCGAUUCUCGGCAUUGGCCACUGCCUUCUCCCCAGGGGAUGAACAUUAAGCUAGAGACCCUAAUGUUAUAUACAUAACUCCCAAGGAGCUGCACAAGUGGAUAAAGAUCAUGCUCGAUGCAUACGAUCUUCACAAAGAAGACACCGACAUUAGGGAAGCCAAGCAGAUGACUCAACCUGUCGUGAUCCAGAGGCUCUUCAUCCUUAAGGGGACAAUUGAAGAGGAAUACUUGGAACAAGGCAUUAAAUAAAAAAAGAUUCCAAAUCAGAUGAGAUGUAAAUUGUAAGGUACUUUUUUUCUUCAUCACUAAAUCUAUGUCAGCUGUCAUUAUCUGCUAGAGGUGACCAUGAAUUUUGUCCAUUCGGGCUCAACUUGAUUGUUUGUGGGUGCAACUCUAGCUUUGCUUGGGA